Heterostelium album PN500 is the source of this 2220-nucleotide messenger RNA. Its product is annotated as DEAD/DEAH box helicase. The coding region runs from base 1 to 2220 and encodes 739 amino acids. The record is from RefSeq and is a predicted model, not a curated record. Gene Ontology annotation, molecular function: nucleic acid binding; ATP binding. Lineage: Eukaryota; Evosea; Eumycetozoa; Acytosteliales; Acytosteliaceae. The transcript is spliced from 2 exons.
AUGAGUGGCUUAUAUAGAUAUAUAAGUAGAUCAACUACAUUUUCUAGUUUAAACUUAAAAUGUUCAAUUACACAAUUGUCAUUACCUUUUAAAUAUAGUAGUAUUAAUAAUAGCAAUGUUGGUGUUAAUAAUAAUAAUAUAGUAAAUACAAGUAGUUUAUUUAAUAAUAGAUAUAGUAAUAAUAUAGGUACUUUUAAUAAUAAUAAUAAUAAUAAUAAUAAUAAUAGUUUUAACAACACUUAUUGUACAAAAUCAGAUUUCAAUAAUAUAAGAGUAAAAAAUAAUAAAGAUGGUUCGGUAUCGAUUGAUGAACUAUUUCACAAAGAACAAAACAGAUUUUGGAGAAAGAUUAAAGAUAGAGUGGAAGAACCUCUGUGGAAAGCCAUUCAAGAUACAGAUUGGGUAAAGCCAACCGAUAUUCAAACUGCAAUCAUUCCACAUAUACUAGAUAACAGAAACGUACUGGCAUCUUCAAAGACUGGAAAUGGAAAGACUGCUGCAUAUUCAAUUCCACUACUACAUAUUGUCAAUACAGUAAAACAAAACAUCAUAAAUAAUAAUAUAAAUAAAGAAGAUAAUAAUCAACAACAAAAAGAAGAUAAAGAAGUAGAUGCAGAAGAAGAAGAAGAGGAAAAUGGUCAGGCGGAAGUAGUUAUUCAAACAACAACAACAAAAUUAAAAAUCCCAAUUAUUAAUACAAAAGAGUUGAAUCGAUUUGAUCCAAUUGGAUUGGUUAUUGUUCCAAGUAAAGAGUUGGCCAUUCAGGUGACAGAACACAUUGAACAACUCUCAAAGUAUAUGGAUGGCAUUAGGAUUGUAAAUAUAUUCGGUGGAGUCGGUGAGUUCACUCAGGAGAAAAAGAUAAAGAGCGGUGUCGAUAUUUUAGUUGGAACUACAGGUGCCAUUCUACAGCAACUCAGUAAAGGUAAUCUCAGUCUGCGUCAAGUGCACAUGACGGUACUCGAUGAAUUCGAUAAACUCUUCAACUAUGGAUUCUUCCCGGAUGUCAAACAGAUAUUCGAUUCGAUGCCACUCAUCGCUCAUAAAAACAGAAAUGGAAUGCAAACUGCUUUGUUCUCUGCAACCAUCAACUUUGAGAAACACAAUGACCUAAUAACGCGUUUCUCACCAUAUCACAUCAUGGAGAAUUUCAACAAAGAUCUACAACCACCAAAAGAAGUUCGUCAACACUUCUACCUGAUAGAUCAUCGUAAGAAACGUAGUUUACUUUUAUAUUUCUUUAGAAGAGGUGGAAAAACAUCUUUAAAGAAUUCAAAAGUAUUGAUAUUUGCAAGAACACAACAAAGAGUUGAUAAUUUAGUUAAAUCGUUGGGAGAGGAAGGUAUUAAGGCAUUACCAAUUCAUGCUGAUAUGUCGCUAGCAAAGAGAGUGGAAACGGUACAACAAUUCAAAGAUGGUAAUGAAUUCCAGGUGAUUGUUGCAACCGAUGUUAUGGCACGUGGUAUCGAUAUCGAAGAUUUGGAUGCUGUUGUCAACUUUGACGUUCCUCACGUAUCGGAGGACUAUGUUCAUCGUGUCGGUAGAGUAGGUCGUCAAGGAAAAGAGGGAUUCUCACUCAGCUUCGUAUCGAAAGAGAAGUUGGUAUUUGAAGUUGGUCAGCGUGUCGUUGGACUGAAUGAACAACAUCUCAUUAAGAACAUUGAGAAGCUCUUGUCGAAACAGAUAAACUACUCAAAGAUACCUGGACCAUGGAAAGAAGAUGAUGUUGCUGACGGUAGUGAAGAGGAGGAAGGCCAUGUCGAUGGUGAAAGUGAACCACUCGUUGAUAAGGUUGACGAUGAAAAGAGACAUCAAGAUCGAUUGGAAAGAAAGUCGGUACUACAGAUACUCCUAAAGAGAAACAUGCUGGAGAAGAUCGAUGGACCUAUGACUAGACAAGGACUGCCAAGAGUUAGAAUCAAUCCCAAUGCCAAGAUAUCGAAUCGUAUGUUGGCAAAGUUGAAGAUCGAUAGGAAAGGAGAGAUUGUCGAGCUGCCACCACUCACUGACUUUGGUGAUGGUAGAUACGAAGAAGUUGUCAGCCAAUUCGAUAAGCAAUCGGCAAGAUCCAAAGGUGUUGGAAUACGUCCAGCCAACAAAAAGGUAUUUGCGCCAUCAAAGAUCAUGACAAAGCGACAGGAAAAGAAGAAUAUCAAAGAUAGUAUAUUUAACUCAAAGUUCAACAACACAAAUGAUAACAGUGAUUUAGAUCAUCAAUAA